UCAAAGCAGGGCAACAAGAUGGGCGGUUUAUGGGGACAUGUGGUACACGGAUUAGCCUUCGUUCUAUUUGGGAUCUGGCAUUUACUUAGCCAUAUGAGAUAUCAUUUUCUACAUCCAAAAUCCUAUACAUCUUUGCCAUGGUUUCCAACUUCAAAAUUCAGGUAUUUGGAGCUUUUUCUAAUCAUGGGAGGAAGCGUUGCCUCAAUAUCCUUGGAACUUUUCAUUUCUCCAAGCAAGCACCAACCCUUGGACCCUGAUGGAACCAUCCCAUCAAGCCAUCUUCACAACUUUGAGCACUCAAACAUAUCCUUGACCUUCUUUGUUUAUGCACUUUUUGCAAUCAUUCUCGACAAGAUUCAGCCACCAGCUCAAUAUGGCCUUACCCAAAUGCUUGGAGCCAUUGCUUUUGGCCAACAAUUUCUCCUCUUGCAUCUCCACUCUACCGAUCACAUGGGACUGGAAGGCCAAUACCACGGGCUUCUACAAAUUGUCAUACUUGUCUCAUUUUUCACUACCUUCCUAAGCAUAGGCUAUCCCAAGAGUUUCUUGAAUAGUUUUAUAAGGUCUUUUAGCAUCUUGUUCCAAGGAAUUUGGCUGAUGAUAAUCGGAAUCAUGCUCUGGACACCAGAGUAUAUUCCCAAAGGCUGUUUUAUUAAGUUGCAAGAGGGUCAUUAUGUUGUCAGAUGCCAUGAUCAUGAAGCCCUUGAAAGAGCUAAAGCAUUGGUAAAUAUUCAAUUUAGCUGGUACUUAACUGGAGUUACACUUUUUGGGCUGUGUCUUUAUUUGGUACUCUACAAAAUGUUCCUUGGAAAAGUUGAUUAUCAAUCUUUAACAAGCUCUGAGGAUGAUGAUGAUAUUGAGACUCAGAAAAGGAACAAAGAGACUUUUUCAAGGACAAAAGAGUGAA
This is a messenger RNA of Coffea eugenioides, 907 nucleotides long. RefSeq lists its product as uncharacterized. Bases 19 to 906 code for a protein of 295 amino acids. The record is from RefSeq and is a predicted model, not a curated record. The transcript has a single exon. Lineage: Eukaryota; Viridiplantae; Streptophyta; Magnoliopsida; Gentianales; Rubiaceae.